Messenger RNA from Nycticebus coucang (slow loris), 5470 nucleotides. RefSeq names its product family with sequence similarity 117 member B (gene FAM117B). Bases 181 to 1938 code for a protein of 585 amino acids. The record is from RefSeq and is a predicted model, not a curated record. Lineage: Eukaryota; Metazoa; Chordata; Mammalia; Primates; Lorisidae. The transcript is spliced from 8 exons.
GCGGCGGUAGCGGCUGCACCACCUCAUUGCUGUUGGCCGCGGCUCGGUCGCCCCCCGCAACCCAGAGUUCGGCUUCGUCACCCUGUCGCAGGGGCCUUCCCUCCGGCCCCAAGAAUCGUCCCCCUGCAGCCCAACAACAAACCCCCACCGGCUCGCCCAGUCACUGGGGAGGGGGGGACCAUGUCCCAGCGGGUGAGGCGCAACGGGUCCCCGACGCCGGGCGGCUCCCUUGGGGGUGGUGCGGUCGCCACGGCCGGGGCACCCGGGAGCCGCUUGCAGCCCAUGAGGGCGACAGUUCCGUUCCAGCUGAAGCAGCAGCAGCAACAUGGCAGCCCCACGCGGAGCGGCGGCGGCGGCGGCGGCAACAACAACGGUGGCUGUUGUGGCGCCUCAGGCGGCGGCGGCGGCGGCAGCGGGGCCCCGCGCACUGCCUCUCGCAGUACAAGCCCCACUCGCGGCGGCGGGAGCGCGGCGGCGCGUACCAGUCCCACGGUGGCCACGCAGACGGGCGCGUGCACGACAUCCACGCGAGGCACCAGCCCCACGCGCGGCGCCGCGCCCGGGGCUCGCGGGAGCCCACCUCGGCCGCCACCUCCGCCACCUCUGUUGGGUACCGUGUCGUCGCCCAGCUCGUCGCCCACCCACCUGUGGACCGGCGAGGUGAGCGCAGCCCCACCCCCAGUCCGCGUCCGGCACCGGAGGAGGUCCCCGGAGCAGAGCCGAAGCUCCCCGGAGAAGAGGAGCCCGAGCGCCCCGGUUUGCAAAGCAGGUGACAAAUCGCGACAGCCUUCCUCAAGCCCCUCCAGUAUUAUCCGGCGCACUUCCUCCCUGGAUACUCUUGCUGCUCCGUAUCUUGCUGGCCACUGGCCUCGUGAUAGUCACGGGCAAGCUGCACCAUGCAUGCGGGACAAAGCUACACAGACAGAGAGUGCAUGGGCUGAAGAAUAUGCUGAAAAGAAGAAAGGGUCUCACAAGCGCUCAGCAUCCUGGGGCAGUACAGAUCAACUUAAGGAGAUUGCGAAAUUACGUCAGCAAUUGCAGAGAAGUAAACAUAGUAGUCGACAUCAUCGUGAUAAAGAAAGACAGUCUCCAUUCCAUGGCAACCACACAGCUAUUAACCAAUGUCAGGCUCCUGUUCCAAAGAGUGCACUUAUUCCCGUAAUUCCUAUCACCAAAUCAACAGGCUCCCGGUUCCGGAAUAGUGUGGAAGGAUUGAAUCAAGAGAUUGAAAUAAUAAUUAAAGAGACUGGGGAAAAGGAAGAGCAGCUAAUACCACAAGAUAUUCCAGAUGGCCACCGUGCUCCUCCACCCCUUGUCCAGAGAAGUAGCAGCACACGCAGCAUUGACACACAGACACCCGGCGGGGCAGACAGGGGAAGCAACGACAGCAGCCGCUCUCAGUCUGUGUCCCCCACCUCAUUCCUCACCAUUUCCAAUGAAGGUAGCGAGGAGAGCCCUUGUUCUGCUGAUGACCUGCUUGUUGACCCCAGAGAUAAAGAGAAUGGGAACAACUCUCCUUUGCCCAAAUAUGCAACCUCACCAAAACCUAACAACAGUUACAUGUUCAAAAGGGAACCUCCUGAAGGCUGUGAAAGGGUCAAAGUCUUUGAAGAAUGCUCGCCAAAACAACUUCAUGAAAUCCCAGCCUUUUACUGUCCUGACAAAAACAAGGUGAAUUUCAUUCCUAAAAGCGGCUCUGCUUUCUGCCUCGUCAGCAUCCUCAAGCCACUUCUUCCCACCCCAGAUCUUACCCUUAAGGGCUCUGGCCAUAGCCUGACAGUGACCACUGGCAUGACAACCACUCUGCUACAGCCUAUCGCUGUGGCCUCCUUGUCUACAAACACAGAGCAAGACCGAGUCUCUCGAGGAACAAGUACAGUCAUGCCAUCAUCUUCUCUGCUGCCACCACCAGAACCAAUUGAGGAAGCCGAAGGGUAGGUUCCAGUGCUACGUGACCAUUGUUCUGGGAAACUGAGAACCUCCUUGGAUCAUUUGACUAUGAUGGCUUCAUGUGCUCCCAUUUAGCUGUGAUGUGCUCCAGCUUUCCAGUGACAUGUGACAGUGAGGCUUCUGGAAUAACAGCCCCUCUGACAGCUCUACCCCACUCAUGAAGACCAACCCUCAGUGCUUAGCCUGCUUUUUCUUAAAGUACUGAUGGAAAAAAGAAAGGUCUCAUUCUUUACUUUGGAAGGACAGUAUUGAAUUGUUUUUUGCUUUCAAAUUAGACUUAUUUAAAAAACAACAACACAUAAAACCUGAUUCUUGCAAACAUAAUUCCCAAAGGGACAUGUAAACGAUGCUGCAAGAACCACCUUUUAUAUGAAAAGGACUAUUUUAUAAUACCAGUUACAUUUUCUGAAACAUAGCAAACAGGACGCUCAAAAGAUUCUUUGGUGGCCUCUGUUUCGUUUCCCUUUCUAGAUGUAUGCUUUUCUCAGCUGUUUUCAGCUUUGGGACCAAAGGGAUUGUUGACAUUUUCCCAGCAAUCUUAAUCUCAUGACUGUGUUCUUCUCCCAAACAAGGAUUGAUAAGUAAAUGCAUUGAAUAAGUAUAUAUAAAAAGAGAUAAAAGCAAUAUCCGUACAUUAUGUGAUUUAUGUUUUUUGAUGUCAAGUUUGUGCUUUGGGUGAAAUACUUGUAAGACUGUUUUCUUCACUAUUGUACACAUUUCACUAUGUGGUCAGAAAAUUGAAAACAAGUGCUUUAAUAUGUUCUCAUCUGUAUUGGAACUUUAAGUCAGUGAGCCAAAAGGAAACUACCCCGUGUUGAUUACUAGCUAAGAGUAAGGAGUCCCUUUGGUUUUCUGUGAAAUAGUAUAUGACACAGUCUCCCUCCUUCCUUCUCCACAAGUGUCAUUCUGCCUUUUAUCGUUACUGUAUCAUAGCCCCAAGAGACCCUGAAGUGGCUGUGCAUGGAUUUCCUCCUUUGCUUUUGUGAUGUUGUUGUCUUGUGGAUUUGGUUGGGGUUAGUAGUUUGCCAGGAGUGUAAUCCAUUGAAUAGCAAUCCGUAGCCACAGAAUCUUGCAACUGACGUUUUCUUUAUGGUGAUUGGCACUGAGAUUUGUUGCCUAUAGAUUUGCUGGUUUCCCCUCCACAUUUCCAGGGAGGAAAACAGACAAGGACUUUGGAGCAUAAGCAACAGGCACCUUUGAAAACUCCAUACAAUUCUGGAUUAGGGCUCAUCUAAUACAAAUCACUGCCAAGAUGACAUGACAAUAGUAUUUCAUUUCUGGGCAUCUGGUAGUGAGAUAAAGGAGCAGCUUUUUUAGAAGAGUUUCAGUAAACAGUGUUGAUGAAAAAAAGCGUCCUUUUCAUAUCUUCAUAUAUUACCUUAUAUGCAAUAAUUUACUGUUCCUAUAAAUAUAGGCAGAAAAGGUUUUAAAAUCAUUAUAAAAAGGAUGCAGUUUAGGUUAAUAUGUCAGCUAGUCCAGACAUAGUCUAUCAAGGAAAACCGAGUGGCAGCCAUAACUCUUCUGAAAGGACUUCCUAUACUCAUGCACCUUUAAAACAUCUAAGUAAUUUAAAAUAAGCCCUGUUAAUUUUAAAAUGGGGAUAUAGUUAGAUAAAUCAGAUAAAUUCAAACAUUUGAGUGAAUCUGUCAAGUUUUAGUUGGUAAGAUAGAUGAAUUUUGUACUUUUUCCACCCAAAACUAAUUAACUCAGAAUUAGUACAUUAUGGCUUCUCAGUCAGUAAAAACUCAGUUAUUUGGGGUCUAAGUUUUCUGAUUGAGAACUUUGAUUCUUUGCCUUCUUUGUUAUGCAUUUUGUCUUUACCAUUUCAUCAUUUGAGUAUUUGCCCUAUCAGAAUAUAGAAGAAAAGGUAAAACUGAAAUCAAGUGAGUUGCUAUAAAUGGGGGAGGAGGUGGCUUUUUUAUUACUUGAAUUUCAUUAAAUCUUUUCUUUGGAGUACACUUCUGUUCCUCUUCUGUCUCCUUUUCCUCUGGUCACAAGGGUAUUUUAAAACUAGAACGCUACUUUGUAAACAGAUUUUCUCCCAUUUUCUCUGUGUUGUACAUUUGUCUAAUUCAUAUCUUUCUGUAGAGUUUCAUAUAUCUUUAAUUUAAAAUCAGAAUGGAAGAAUAAGUUUCAGAUUUAUUAUUUAUAGCCUUAUAAAUGGAACUUCAGUCUAAUGUUUGGUUAUAAGGCAAAUGUGAAUCUGCAGGUAAAUGACUUGUAUGGCUACCAGACAUAUACCUUGGGUUUGGGAGAAAUAGCCUGAGAUUUGGGAGAAAAAAAAAGUACUAAAUACAAAACAACGCUAACUGCCAGUGCCAAAGGGCUACUUUUUAAGCAUAUAAGCUUUAUCACAGUCUUAAAAAUAUUAACCAUACAUCCAUUCAGCUGUUUUAUUUAAUCUUUGGUUAAAUAAGGUGGUUUUUUAAAAAGUGGGUCUACAGCUUUCCAGUGAAAAUAACACUAUUCUCAACAGAAUGCAUAAUAUCUUUUUCGAAAAUUAUACUCUAUAAUUCUGUAGAAAACUGUACAGAUGGUAAAUAGAAUAGCUUCAAUAGUAAUUAUAACUUAAAUUUUUUAAAUUUUAAAUAAAUUGACUUCCAUCGUAGUAAAAACAAAGGAAUGGGUGGCAUGUAUCUUUUAGCAAAAGUAGCUAUUCUUCGGUUAUUCAUUUUGUCAGUCUUAGUUAUUUUUUUAAUCCAUAAGCAGUUUCUUCCUUGUGGUGAUAAAACAUAUAAAUUGACUAUUUCUGAUCAUGACUAAGUCUUACUUGUCAUGGCUUUUGUGAACAAUUAUGCUUUUUAAAAAUACUAGUUUUGCCUCUUAAUUAUAGUGAGCAUGGAUGCCGAAAUUAUUUUUGAACUAGAUUAUUCAAUUUGUUUAAAAUGUUUCUUAUGCUUAUGACCACAGUCCAAAUCAGUCUUCUAGAAGGUGCUCUUGCUAACUGGGACAUCUGACAACAUGAAAGGCUUUUUCCUCCUAUUUUUAAUGGUUGGUUUUCACUGGAAAUAGGUAUAAAAAUGGCAGUAUUUAUAGCCUUUUUAUGUCCAAGAUUAGGACUGGAUUAAGGAAAAUAAAAGAAAAUUGCCUUUACUAAGUUUACUAUUCUAAACUUAAGAUUCAUUCCUUAAUGCUUGGAAUUUUGAUGUUUCAAAACUGAACAAGUAGAAGUGUUGCAUUUACAAAAUAAAGCUAAGAAUACUUAACUCUACACUUUACAUUUGACUCUGCCUAAAUUAAUAAGCAAAGCAGCCCUAAAGAAUAUUUUGUUUAUAUAAUCCUGUUGAAGAAUAUAAUUUGCUUUUUUAAAACUCUCCAUCUUUCAUGUCUGUUGAAGCUGUAUAAACAUUUUUAAAACAGUUUUAAAAAAAUUUGUCUAACAAUUCUCCCCAAACACAGCAUUUUCAAUGGUGAUAGAUACUUUUACUAUGUACUUACGUACUCCCUGUACCUGAACCCUUGUUGCUGCCUCACAAGAAAAUAGAACUUUUAUGUUUAAAAUAAAGUCUGUUCUUCUUGA